UCCUCUGUGAGGUAAGAGUGCCGCGCGUGCGCAGAGGCUUGCUCCUCCCCUGUCACAGGCCGCGGCCUGGUUCUCUCCCCUCCCCCCCUCCCCUUUCUUUUGCUCCGCAGGUAGGCCUAGCUGGCCCUGGUCGGUGGCCCUUGUUCGCUCCGUGUCGUUGUUUUGUCUCCCUGAACGAAGCAAUUUCUCUUGUCACGUUCUCCUUCUGGCAGGCUCUGGGCCUUGCUUACCAGGCCGGCUCCUGGCGCCCGUUGUAGCCAAGCCCCCGGGCUCCCCGCACCCGGAGAGGAUGUCUGAUCAGACGGGCUUGGUGAUGCCACAGACCUUGGACAGGAGCUGCUGGGUGUGUUUUGCAACAGAUGAAGAUGACAGAACAGCAGAGUGGGUGAGACCAUGCAGGUGCAGAGGCUCUACAAAAUGGGUUCACCAGACUUGUCUACAGCGAUGGGUGGAUGAGAAACAGAGAGGGAACAGUACAGCUCGCGUGGCUUGCCCUCAGUGCAAUGCAGAAUAUUUAAUAGUUUUUCCAAAGCUAGGUCCAGUCGUUUACGUCUUGGACCUAGCAGAUCGUCUGAUCUCAAAAGCCUGUCCGUUUGCUGCAGCCGGAAUAAUGGUGGGCUCUAUCUACUGGACUGCUGUCACUUAUGGAGCUGUAACAGUGAUGCAGGUUGUGGGUCAUAAAGAAGGUCUUGAUGUAAUGGAAAGAGCUGAUCCCUUAUUUCUUUUAAUUGGUCUUCCGACCAUCCCAGUUAUGCUUAUAUUGGGAAAGAUGAUUCGCUGGGAAGACUAUGUGCUUAGACUGUGGCGCAAAUAUUCUAACAAACUACAGAUACUGAACAGCAUAUUCCCAGGGAUUGGAUGUCCUGUUCCUCGUAUUCCAGCUGAGGCCAACCCUCUGGCAGAUCAUGUCUCUGCUACUCGCAUUCUGUGUGGAGCUCUUGUCUUUCCCACUAUUGCUACAAUAGUUGGCAAGCUGAUGUUUAGCAGUGUUAACUCUAAUCUUCAAAGAACAAUUUUGGGUGGAAUUGCUUUUGUUGCUAUAAAAGGAGCUUUCAAGGUUUAUUUCAAACAGCAGCAAUAUUUACGACAAGCGCAUCGGAAAAUUUUGAACUAUCCUGAGCAAGAAGGCGCAUAAAAGUCUGUUGAUGUAUGAUUUGUACAGUCUCAUCUGCUGAAUUUGGCAGCACUGUAUCAACUCCGUUGCUUGCCUACAGAAGUGGAGGUUGGACACUAUGCUGCUGAUGUGCGUUUUGUUUUUGUGUCUGUUUUUUCCACAUAGAAUAAUAAAGGACAUGGCCAGGUAAAAAUAUCUCCUUAGUAGUUGAACCUUAUGAAUGUGAUCUGUGUUUUCCUUGGUGCAUUUUCUUUGUGGCAGAAGACAUCCAAAACAUUUUUUUUGCAAGCAAAUGUUGCUUUCUUUCCAGACAGGAGGCAAAACAAUUGUAAAGUUCAUAAAUUAUGUGCAGACUGUAUUGCAUUAUCUUUUGUAUGCUUAUUGCAGUAGAUGCACGGUACUUUGCUAUGUGGGCCAAUAUCGUAGGACUUUUAAAAGUAUACAUUUGAUGGUUUCUCGCCAAGUGGAACAGUGGAAUGUCAGUUAAUAGGAGUCUCUUAUUCAUAGAUGUAGCUUAACAGUGAACUGGAAGUCAGCAGUUUAUUCAAAUUAAUUAUGACCGCUCUUUCCGUUUUUUAGCCCAUCACAACAGCCCAGACUGCUAAAAGAGUUAAAUAUGCAAGCCUAGUUUUGAUAAGCACUUUGGAUUCCCACAAAUUGCUUUUUUAUUUAAAGUUUUUUUUUGUUAAAAUAACCUUUUUUUAGCUCCUUGGUUUUAUGGUUCUAUAUAUAACUGACUCUGCCACCUGUGAAAUUGAAAAACUGAAUUAUACCCUGUUUGUUAAGAGCUGCAAUAUUAGUGUUGUGCUGUGAAAUCUCAGCCGAAUAGUGGAAUCCUUCUCUCAAACUAAAUCUAGAAGCAAAGGUUCCAAACCCAGUACUGGCUGUACAUGGCCAUAUCUAAAAGAAUCUAUAAAUGGUUGGAUAUGGACACUGAGAAUACUGAGGACACUGAUUUCCCAGGUACAGAUUUAAAAGGCUGGACCAAGCAGUAAUUUCUGUAGAAAAAGGGAUUUCCAUCAGUGGAAUGGAACAUUCUUGGGACACUCUCCCCUCCUGCUGUAUCCUUAAUUGGUUCCUGCAGUGCUGAUUCUGGGGGACAGCAUAAGCAACAAAUGGGGGGUUUCUAGUGGGAGAGGGUGGAAAUGCCCCCCCUUUCUGUUGGCGGAAAUGAAUCAUUGGGUCCAAAGCAUAGUUUCUGAGCUGUAAAAUGUUUGUGAUUCAAUUGGCACUCAAUACAUCUCUUUUGAAACCGUGCCCCAUUGAUUUUAGCUGAGCUCUAGAUAAGGCAGCCUAGGGGAAGGACUUCUGGGGGGGGGGGGCAGGAGGCUUCCCUCAUCUCUUGCAACCAGUAAAAGACUCAAGUACAUGUCAGAGUUGAGGUGCAUACAUGAUACACUGAAGUUGCACUUUUUUUUUUGACCACAGAAAUGUAGUAUAUUAAUGUCAAAUGUCAGAGUUCGUAUGGGUGGUUCAUAAUAUAGCCACGCAGUAUGCAGCAAUCAUCCUGGGUUUACAGGUAGCAUUUGUUAUUGCAGGAUUAAAGAACCAUUAAGUGUCUUUCAAGCUCUCAAAAUUAUGUUCCAACAGUGUAUCUAAUGCAUGAAGAAAAGUAAUAAGCUUUCCUUCCUUGUAAGUACUAGUAAAUAAGAAUUUUUCACCAGAAAUGAAGCAAAUGAGGAAAGAGGCUUCAUGUUUGAUUGCAAUAAUGUAUGCUAAAGAACUAUUAUGGUGAUUUUUGCAUUACUUUAAAUACUGAAAUGUAAUUAGAGUGUAUAAAAAAGUGUAUAUAAUGACCAACUAGUAUUCCAGCACUGGUUUAUGUGAAAAAUAUAAAGCACAAGAAAACAAUGUAGUUUCUUGUUUUAAUUAAGGAACAAAAUUGCUAUUAAGUUUAAGUUGCAAUUGGACUUUUGAUAUAUAUUUAUAUACAGCAGGGUCUUACAAGAUGCUGGCUUUCUAUAAGAUACGUUUUCAAUGCUAUGAAACAUGUUUUGCAGAAAUUCUCAUGGCAAGGAGGACCUUUCUCAGCAGUCUUCACUGUAUAUACACCAGCCCUUUGUAUCUGGUGGUUUUUAAAUUCUAUCUUAUAGAAUCUAACAGUGAAAAUUAAUAGAUUUGGAAUUUGUUCUGAUGUAAAAUGUUGAAAAUUGCUGAAAAUAUUGUAUAUCUUAUGGUUACAAAUGUACUGUGAAGAGUAUGGAAUUUUAAUUUCAGUAGCAAAAACAUUACCUUGGUUACUGUGCUGUUAAAAUGUUUUAGUAGUGAAAUUUAUGAUCACAUACUAGAAGAAUAGAUUGAAUAAAAACAUUUUUUACAUUC
Heteronotia binoei (common prickly gecko) is the source of this 3436-nucleotide messenger RNA. RefSeq names its product membrane associated ring-CH-type finger 5 (gene MARCHF5). Gene Ontology annotation, molecular function: zinc ion binding. Bases 290 to 1135 code for a protein of 281 amino acids. Lineage: Eukaryota; Metazoa; Chordata; Lepidosauria; Squamata; Gekkonidae. The record is from RefSeq and is a predicted model, not a curated record. The transcript is spliced from 6 exons.